Gekko japonicus is the source of this 9910-nucleotide messenger RNA. It is a transcript of the gene BOD1L1, whose product is annotated as biorientation of chromosomes in cell division 1 like 1. Lineage: Eukaryota; Metazoa; Chordata; Lepidosauria; Squamata; Gekkonidae. The transcript has 25 exons. The record is from RefSeq and is a predicted model, not a curated record. The annotation marks the transcript as partial.
GUGUCGCUCAUCCUCAACCGCCUCAAGAGCCAGGGCCUCUUCGACCAGUUCCGCCGCGACUGCCUGGCCGACGUGGACACCAAGCCGGCUUAUCAGAACUUACGGCAGCGGGUCGACAACUUUGUUUCUAACCACCUAGCAACUCACACGUGGAGUCCUCACCUGAACAAAAACCAGCUGCGGAAUAACAUCAGGCAACAGGUUCUCAAAUCUGGAAUGUUAGAAUCUGGGAUUGACAGAAUCAUUUCUCAAGUUGUGGAUCCAAAGAUCAAUCACAUAUUCAGACCACAGGUGGAAAAAGCUGUCCAUGAGUUCUUAGCCACGUUAAAUCAUAAAGAGGAAACCAAUCCCAGCACAGCACAACCUGAGGAGAAACCAGAUGUCUCUCUUACCAUGCAAGGUAUAUCUGUCGCCACUCCUAGUGCUGGUGUGGCUAGUGAUGCCAUGUCCAUUUUGGAAACCAUAACUUCUCUCAACCAAGAGGCCAGUGCCGCCAGGGCUUCCACAGAGGUGAUGAAUUCCAGGGCUACUGACAGAACUUCAAGAAAACUCUCAUCUCAGCAGAGUGUCGAUGGUGGGAUUGAGCGAGAUCGAAAUGCUGAUGAUAUGCUGGAUGGGGAGAAACCAUGUAACUCGGCCGAAGAAAGUGCAGAAAUGGUAACGAACGGGGAAGAGGUAAAUACCUUCUCUUCAAGUGAAGAAAGAAAAACUGUGCCAAAAGAAGCUCCUGGUUUGAUCAACCCAAGCAAGGAUGUUGUGCAGGAAGGAGACGAGCAGAAAAGCCGGCUGGCAGAUAGGAAGCCGGAGAGCUCAGAGAAAGGAGAGAGGAAGAAAGAGAAAAAGGAAAAACUGGACAAGAAGUUGGACCACUUGAAAAAGAAUGACGACAUUCUGAAAGUGCGAGAAGAAAAGAUGGUGAAAGAGAGAGAGACAGAAUUGAUCAAACAUGCAGCUGGGGACAAAAACAGCAGUAAACACAAAGCAAGUGAGAGCACAAAAGACAUUUUGGAGGAUUCUGAUACGGAGAUACUCAGUGAUAUCACAGUUAGUUCUGUGCACACCAGUGACCUUUCUUCCUUUGAAGAAGAAAGCGAAGAGGAACUUGUGCUUUCAGACAGCACGGAAGAAGGAGAGAUUGUUUCUGAUGAUGAAGAAGAGGAACACAGCAAUAUUAAAACAAAACCAGAGGCUGGCGAGUCCAGUGAUAAAAAACCAAAAUCUGGCCGACAUGCUUAUGUACACAAGCCUUACCUUUAUUCCAAAUACUACAGUGAUUCUGACGAUGAACGAACUGUAGAGCAACGCCGCCAAUCUGUUGCUAAAGAAAAAGAAGAGAGACUUCUAAGGAGACGGCUUAACAGAGAAAAACUUGAAGAAAAGCGGAAGCAGAAAGCUGCAGAGAAAACAAAAACCUUGAGAACAGGCAAUCAAGGCAAAAGCAGUCAAAAUGUGGAAGAGGCUUCCAGUAAAGUCCUUGAUUCAAAAGCCAGCUGUGCCAGCAUUAAAGAUGUGCUGAAAGAACAGAGGUUUUUAGAAAAAAAGGUGGCAUUAAGCAGGAAAAGAAGGAGGGAGUCAAGACAUAAUGACGAAGGUGGGAAGAAGAAAUAUGAACAGCCAGAGGAAGAUCUCAAAGAACCCCAAAAGACAAAUGAAAGUGGUGAAAAGCUGUCUUCAAAGGAAGUGAAAGCGAAUCAAGGCAAAACUGAAAUGAAUAAACUUGUUAGAAGACUUUCAGAGUUGGUUCACUCAACUGAAGAGAGCAGAAAUGAUUCCAAAGUAGAAAGAGAACACAAAAGGAAAACUUCUGCCUGUCUCCAACUGGAUGCAACCCAGCAUGAUCCAGAAGUCAAGGACCCAAAGGCUCACAGUGACAGGUCAGAGGCCAACCCAGAAGAACUUCAAAAGCAGAAAAACGUACUUAAAAAUGAAAAACAUAUUAAAAAGGAAGAUUCGGAACCCCAGAAUUUCAAAAGCACACUCAAGAAAGAUGCUAGGUCAUCAAAAGAGAAAAAUGAAAAAGAAAGAACUCUUUCUGAAGAUAAACCAAUUACAAAGCAUAAAUAUAAAGGAGAUGCUGUUCAUAGAACAGGUGACGAGGUAGAAAAUCUGUCAUCUGAGAAAGGUCUCAAAGCUGAGGAGAGCAUUCAAAAACAUAAUCAGUUAACAAAAACUCUCUCGGGUGAAAGGAAGAAUAAGCACAGAAGCGAAAGGAAAGCAUCAGCAACCAACAAAGAAGUAAAAAAUGCUUCUGAGCCUGUUUCUAAAAAUGAGGAAAGUUCACGUAAAGAGAAUAACAGGAAAUACAAGCAUAUUUCUACAGAAAAAUCAAGGGCAGAACAUAAGAGCAAAAAGUCAUCAAGUGAUUCUAGGCCACAGAAGGAGUCUCAGAGUACUACAUCAAAGCCACACAGUUCUACAACACCAAAGAGAAGUGAAAGUUAUUUAGAUGAUAAGGAUCGACAUGAUGCAGAAUCUGUUAACCUGGACAGUGCUUCAAGACAGGGUGACGGUAUUCACAAAGACAGGCGAAAAUCAAAAAGUAUCUUAGAAGGAAGGCUCUUGAUAAAGUCCAAAUCCAAGAGUCAUAGCAAACAAGGCAAAGGACCGGAAAAUGAAUUGCAAGAAAGUUGUUCCAAGCAGGAAUCUGGGCAGAAAUUGGAAAAAGAAAAGAAUGCAGAAGAAAGUGAUCUAGAUAGGCAUUUGAAAUCCAAAAGUGAAAGUAGAAUUUUGGAAGACAGUUCUGUGGAGUUGGAGCCUGAAAGUGGAGCGCACGUCUUGAGUAGUUCACAAAAAGAUUCUGGUCACAGGGUUAAGCCACAGUUGACAGAAAAAUCAUCUACAAAAGAGAAAACUAAAAGUGAUAAGGAUUUCAGCAGUUCCAGGCUGGAGAGGAAAUUGUCGGCGGAAGGUCACAAAACCAAAAGUUUGAAGCACAGUAGUAAGGAAAUGAGGAAGAGAGAGGAAGAGAGCAAGCUGGAAGACAAAGGUGUUAAACAAGUGGAUAGUCAUGCCAGGAUGCAAGAGAACAACCAGUUUACAGAUAAAAAAGCUAGUAAAAGAUUAGCAGGGGAAAACAGAAAAGGAAGUUUGUCUUCCCAAAACAUGGAUAUGGGAGAAGAAAUAAUAUCAGGUGUAGGUGGCUCUUUCCCAGCUUCUCAGAACAUAGUCUGGACUAGUAGUCACACACAUUCUGAGCAGGACCAAGAGCCAAUGGAGAUUGAAUUGGAACAAAUGCUUAAUGAACCAUCUCAUCAGACAUCUCAAGCAGAAGAAAAAAACAGUAAUAAUUCACAGGAGACUAAAUUUAAAAAUGCAGCCAAAGACCAAACUCCUCAUAAUUCAGUGGAUGAGUAUAAUAAAUCAGGUCAUUCCAAAGAAAGAACAUCAGAACCUUCCCUUUCAAGUCCCAUUAACUCCAAGCAAAAGGAUGAAAAUCCUCCCGAAAAGGAAGAAGAUGGACCGAGAGAUAUAAAUGUUCACGCUUUGAAGAAUGUGGAACCUACUGAGUGGAAGGCAUCUCAUGUGAUUGCUUGGUGUAAGACAAGUGACCAGGUCUCACUUACUUCUCACAAGGACAAUGAGAAGUUAGAAUCCCAAGGGGUGUCUGAGGGCACUCCAGCACUAAACACAAUUAAAAAUGUAAUUGAUCCACGCCAAGAAAGCACUUCUCCAACAAAGAGCUCCUCAAGAGAAGAGGGUAACAAUCUUGCAGAAAUCACAAACCCCUUGAUUAGUGUAUCUGUGGAGGAAUCUUUUACUUUGGGUACACCUUGUAUUAAAGAUGCCAUUUCUGACAGUAAAAGAGAAGAUAAUGUUAAAAUGGAACAACCUGAUACCCUUGCACUUGGCAGUAAUAUGAAAGGAGGUGCAAUAAAUGACAUAACCAUUGGAAGCAAAGGUGAAGCUGCUUAUUUAAGUGGUGAACAAGCGGCAGAAGAUAAUACAGACAUUCAGGAGAGCAUUGUACAAGGAAGUGCAAGAAGUGUAUUAACUGGUGUGACACAGAAUAACAGUCUGAAUGACCUGGGGAUGGUUGGAGGAUGUGUCCAUACAGGGGAAUCUGAGUCUGCCAUCUUGGAGAAAGUAGAAAGAGACAGUCCAGGUGAAGGUUCUUCCGCAAGAGAAGACCAGCAUGCAACUGUAUGCAAAGACAAAACAAAAGAAGAUCACAGUGCCAGUGUUGUAACAGAAUCUUCUUCAGGAUCAACACCCAAGGACAUUUCAGAAGAAGGAGGCAGUGCCAAUGCAAAAAGAGUCACUGAAGAUAAAAAUGAAACCAGUGUCGUAGGCAGUAGUGUAGGAGGCAACACUUCUGGUAUUUGCCACAGCAUGGAGACUUCUGAUGCAACCAUUAUAGGAACUAGCACAGAGAGAAGUCCUGGAAGCCUGGCAAGAGCUACGAGUACAGGAGAAAGCCGAGGCGAAGGGAGCUCAUCUGUAAAUUUGCAAAGGGAAGGUGAUGCCAUUAUUUCUUGCUCUGAAGAGAAAGGGAAGGCUACUUUGAUCUGUACAAGCAUAGAAGCAGAUGAAGGUUUCCAUGUGGGCACCUGGGCCCAAAACGAACAAGGGCCCCAUUUUGUGAGUGGAAAGGACUACAGUGAAUGCACGGUCACUGCUGCCGAAGAAAGCGGCGUUGGUGUUACUGAAGGGCUUGCAGCAUGUGAAAGUUCCUUGACCAGUACAAAGGAGGAAGACGGUGAUGAAUGUGCUGCAAAUUACAUAGAAGAAAGCGGUAAACAGCUAAGCAACAAAAGCAGCGUAGAACUAGAGCAAAAUCUGGAUAACAUUGAGACAGAAGAGAAAGAUGAUGCUGUGACCAGUGCAGGCCCUGAAGGAAGGCGUAUGGCUUCCACUUCUCAUGGUACAAGCCACUUUGACACUGCCACUACUGGCAUUAAUGAGGUGGAAGGUGACGGGGCUGUCACCAGUGCAGGCACCGCAGAUCGGGAUGGCUCUCUGCAGGGUGAAAAUCCAGAUGAAUUUCAAACAAAUGCAAGCGGGGCAGGGCAAGUCAAAGCAGCUGAAGGUGCUGUGACCUGUACAGGGACAGCAAGAGGAAGCGUGGGCUUUGCCAUCUGUUCAGUCACUGGUACCGACUCCCAAGAAGACAGUGCUGUGACUGGAGCCUGUGCCAGAUUGGAGGCCAGUAAUACCGUGACUGGAACACAGGCUGACAAGAGUGAAGACAUUGUGUACGGCGAAAGUGCCGUCACCAGCACAGGCAUAACAGCAGAAGAUGGCCGUGAAGCUGCAGCUGCUUGUACUGGCUUGGAGGACAGCAAUGAAGGUUUUUCAGUUUCUUUAGGUGCUCAAGAAAAUUAUGAGCGUGCUACAGAGAGUACAGAAGCCACAGCUGAAACAAACACCACUGAGGUUAGCCGAGGUUCCUGUGACGAUGAAGGUUUUGUGACCAGCACCGGUGCCAAGGAGGAUGACGAAGAGGGUGAAGACUUUGUGACCAGCACAGGAAGAGGCAAUGAAGAAAUUGAUCAUGCCUCAGCCUGCAUGGGAACCGAAGACGUGGAAAGGACAGCACUUGGUGUUGAAGCUGCAGAAAGUGGAAGUUCCUCCAUCUGCCAAGCUACAGGCCGGCUUGGAACGGAGUUGGGGGGGCUGACCGCACAUGCAGGGAAAGGUCCUGUUGACAGCAUGACCCACUUAGGGGAAGACACCCUAAAGAGUGGCCGUGCCAACUGCAGCAUCAAGGGAAUUGUUGAAAGUAGCACCACUAGUGUCAGUUUAGGCAAAGAAAAUGUUAUGGCCUUCAUCGCAGAAAAAGAGGAAGAGUCUGCAAGUACAGAGAAAUAUGAAUUUGGUGCAAUCUCAGAUCAAAGUGCAAGCCAGCCUUCUGCUGUGGAAGAGAAGGAUGAGAAUGCCACCUCUCACUUAGACAAUAGGACAUGCGAAGGCCUGAUCUUAAGAAUGGAAGAGGCCAUUCCUUCAGCUUCUGGAGACGAUGGAGAUGAAGUGGAGACCAUUUCUACAAGUGUGGUCAAAGUAUGUCUUUCACCUCCUCAUUGUUCUUCCAAGCACGUGGAACAAACCUGUGCUGAAAACUAUGAUAAGACCACAAAUUUAAGUGGAGAAGAAUUUGAGGCCCCUAUGCCUAGCACGGCCAUUGACUCCUGUAUGAGUCAAGAUGAAGCUGUUACACCAAAUAAGGUUUCCACAAGUGUGUUGGAAGAAUUUGAAGCCCCUAUGCCUAGCGCAACUACGGAGGAUGGUGAGUCUCAGUUUGCUACUAGAAGAGCAGUAGAAAUGACCUCAGCCAUUGUGGAAAUGUGUGCCAUUCCCAUGCCCAGUGCAUCCAGCAGAGAAGCUAACAAAAGCCAAGCAGCAGACCAGAGCCAGGAGGAAAGAGAUGAGUGCACUGUGAUUUCCACAAGCAUUACCGAAGAGCUAGAGGUUCCUCUUUCACACGCAGAUUUGAUUCCACCCUUUGCUCAUGCAGCCGUGAUCUCAACAAGCUCUGCAGAACAACAUUUGGAUACUUCUGUAUCUCCUGCAACCACACAAGAAUUGAAUCCAGUUUCUGAAACAAGAACAGAAGGAAAAUUGGAGUCUUUCACUAUUUCUACCAGUACGACCGAAGGGGUGUUGAUGCCUGCAGAAAUAGAAGAGAAGGGUGAUGGUACCAUAUUCUGUCCAGAUGCAGCAGAGGAAGACAAAGCUAUUCAGCCCGGUGAUACUACAGGCCAAGAGUUUGGACUGGCUGUUCAAAGUACAUUAAAAAGUAUCCAAGGUGCUGCAGUUUUUGUUGAAGAGGAAACAAAUUGUGAUACCCCUAGACAAAAUGUUGCCAGCAUCAAACCUCAUGUGCAGUCAGUUGCCUUGAAUGUAGCGAAUCCAGAGGUCAUAGCAACAGUCACCACUAGGAUGGUGGAAGAAUGUGAUAGUGUCUCCAACAUUCUUGCCUUAGAGGACACUCCAUUUGCUUUUGGAAGCACUGAAGUAGAUGACGAAAGGAAUGUUGUGUGUGCCGAAGAAGGUGACCAUUCCAUAUCUUCAGCCCCAGAAGAAAGCAAGGACAUUUCAGUUGUGGUUUGUGAAGAACAUCAGAGUUUCUCUCAGGAGGAACCUGAGAUUGCUUUGACGGGAGAAUCAGUGGCAUCUGAGACCACAGAGGACACCAAAAAACCUGAAACAGCUGCAAAUACAGGGACAUCCACUAGUGUAGGUGAAAACCUCUGUACAACAGUAUGUUUGGAGUCCUCUGCUAGUGGGGUGCCGUCUGCUGAAAUCGCCAUGCUUGUCCAAGAAGAUGUGCUACAUAAUGAAGUCACUUCAAGCCCUUCUGAUAUCCAGUUGGAACAAGAAAGAGAAGGUAAAAAAUUAGUAAUAGACAAUAUUAACCAUACCCCAGUAUUAAAAACUGACCUUUCUGGGAAAAGGGACCUCCCCGAGGGGGAAUAUUUGACAGCAUUACUCAUUGAAUCUGAGAACAGAGCACUUGCUGGAGAAACAGAUCUGUGCACACAACGUAAUUUGGCCGAUGUUGAAGCCAAAGUGGAUGAUUGCCAUGAGCCAGAAGCAGCUUUUCAAGACGGUGCAGGACAUCGUUCCGACAAUGAAGAAAUUUUUCCCAUCGUAUCCGAAGAGAUGGAACUGCCGUCUGACUUGAUGGCUGGAGAGGAGUGUCAAUGCAAGAGCCCGAUAAAAGAAAAUAAGCAGGAAGUGAGCCCACCAGAAGAGCUUCACAAAGCCCUUGAAGCUUUGGAGACCACCAGCGUAACUGAAGCAACGGAAGUCCCAUCUCCUGAAGAAAAGUCGCUUGAGUUGCAGGUAGAAAUACCUGAUCAGGAGGAAGAAACGCGAGACUGCCCUCCAGCUACGGGACAGGGCGACUCAGACAGCGGCCCGGUGGUGUCUCAGAUUCGGGGAGAGGAUGCUGAAGAGGGCCAGGGUCUCGAAGUCAAAGGAGAAGCCCAGGAAGCUGCUGCCAGAGAUUCAGGAAAGGUGCCUGAAGGUGGUGUGGAGAUUCAAGAACCAUCAUCGGUGGCUGUAGAAGAAAAAGAUAAUGCUGCUGGCAAAAUGGAGGUUUGUGGAAAACCAGAUCUGGAGUCCAAUUUAAAUCCUGUUGAGGUGAACCCACAAGUACCAGUUAAACGGAAAAGAGGAAGGCCUCGUAAAUAUCCACUGCCAGGUCAAGAUCCAAAAGCUGACCCAAGAACUGGGAAUCAGUCUUCAAGUCCUAAGAAUAAAGAGAAGACUCCUCCUAAAGUUGAAAGCACACCGCGUGGGGACAAAAAAGGCCACGAAGCUGACGAAGGGGAGGUGGAGGUGGUGGUGGUGCGUCGAAGAGGAAGGAAGCCCAAACGGCCUCUUAUUCCAUCCCUGGAAACGGGAACAGACACACCUGAGCCCGACAGAAAGCGUCAGAGGCUCGCACCUGCUGUGGAAGAGGAAAGAAAAGAGCAGGAGGAAGGCAAAGAGAGUGGCCCUCAGGCAAGAGCAGACAGUGGGGACGACGGCAGUGGCAGUGGCGGUGGGAGCGAGGAGAUGCACGCGGGAGCCACAACGAGGGCAGCCUCCAGGCUGGAAGCUCAAAGACAGCAGCCCAGCAAACCAACAACCCGUGCAGCAUCUAAAAACCAAAGCCCCGGUCCACUUUCUCCUACAAAUCACCAGACAUUUGGAGGGAAAAAGCGGCUCACCCAGGCAAAAUCAAAUAAGACUUCUCUCUUGGCUCUUUCAAAGUUGCAGCCUACCAAGCGUAAGAGGGAAGACAGUCCCUCAGCAUCACAGAAGAAGGGUCACCGGAGAACGGAGGAGAUGGCAGUCAAAAAGGCUAAGCAGUAGACAUCCUCACACCGAACGCAAACAGGAAAAGAAAGCAAGAAAAGGCCUUUUCUGUUUCUGUUUAAAACAAACCACACACCAAAAGCCAAGAGGUUUUGCAUGUGCUUAUUUUCCCAAUGUGACAUAAUCAAUGCAGAACCCUUAUGUCAUGUAUUUUAAACAGCUUUCUAAACUCUUUGUUUAUGCAUAAGAGUAUCUGCUCUGCAGACGUUUCCUUUGUAUCUCAAGUGGAGAGUGUGAACAGCGACUUGCCAAUGCUUCCAAUCCACUCAUCACCAGUGGCCUCUUAAUUGACACCUUUUGUACAUAAGCCAUGUAUAAAAAAAGUUGUAUUUUACACUUUAUUUAUUUAACAGCAAAGACUGCUCUGUGAACUUUGUUACAUUACCCUCCCAUUUGUCAUUUUAACCAGAUUUUUAAAUGUUGUGCCACUAUCAUGAGCGUUGAGUGGGACCUGGGUGCGAGGGGCAUCUUUCAGCAGAAUCCUACAGAGUGCCCUUUGGGCAGCUGGCAAAGUAUUUCUCUUGCAUGUAUUUGAGUCAAGUAGAUUAGAAGAAGGAAGAGCCCUCGUUCCCUUUCCUUGUCACACCAGUAGCUUUCCGUAAAGUAGAAUUUAAGGUUGCAUUUCCAUCAUCGAGGCAAUGCACCCAAUUCACUAUGAAAUAUAUUCCCAUGUGUAAAUUUUAUCCCAGUCUCCAAGUAGGUAGAACACACUUGAGGUAGCACUAGAUUCCUUUGGCCAGAGUGGUCCUGAAGUGGGAACUACACCUCUGUCUCGUUUUGAAGUUUCUAAUCGUUCUUUGCUCAGUAUUUCUCCUCCUCGAUUGCAACAAGCUGCCGUUAAGAUAUCCCUCAUCAAACUUCAAGGCGGUCCUAUGCUGCUGGUAACGGAAUAUCCAGAGUCUGGCCCAGUCACCGGAAUCUUUCAUUCGACUGAAGUUUUACUCUCACAUGAACAGAUCUUCAAGUUCAGUUUCAUAUAAAGCUUUUUUUUUAAUUAUUGUUGUUGUUAUUACUGUUAUCAAAUUUUGUCUCCUGCAAGGAUGUGAUAAGUUGCCAAAUAACCUGAGAUUAUUUUAAAAUGUUCAUAUUCAUAAGUUUUAUAACAAAA